AUGGCAGAUCCUCUCUCAAUCUCAGCAAGUAUCGCGGGCUUGGUCGCCCUCACCGACCUGAUCUUCCGAGCAGGCACUAAAUACGCCAAAGGUUACAAAGGAGCUCAGAGAGAGGUUGAAAGCCUGAUGCGUGAGGUUAGGGGCCUCUCAGUUGUCCUGCACAAUCUUGAACUGGUUGCAUUUGAUCUAGAAGAAGCUGAGCCACCGGAUCAAAACCCUCAUCAGGAGAAGCCAAGCCUCCAACCACAUCAUCUUCAUGAUUGUCGCCAGCUCUUGAGACGCAUGGAAAAUGGAUUGUCUCUUACAGAUAGCUCACUUAAGUCAAAGUCAGGGCUCGAGAAGAUCCAGGCACGUUUGAAAUGGCCCUUUACAUCGACUGACUCCAAGGAAAUGAUCGCGGAGAUACAGCGCUACAAGCAGAUCAUUGACACAGCACUGGCCGCCGACUCGUUAGCAAAACUCAACGUCUGUCUCUCGCAGCAAACAGAGAUAAAGAACAAACUUGACGGUGUUCAACAGACUGUUGAGAAGAUCCUGGAUAUUCAAGUCAAGAUCGCACUGGACGGAAAGAAAGAUAAGAUCUUGAAAGACUUUGGAAAGAUGAACCCCAGACAAGAAUACGAGACAAACAGGAAGUUGCGACACGGUCUGACGGGCUUGUGGCUCACUCAGGGAGAUGAGUUCAAUGAUUGGUACAGCACGCCUCGAGCCAGGCUUUGGUGCAGCGGAAUUCCUGGAGGAGGCAAGUCCGUUCUCGCAGCUGCCAUAAUCGAAGAAUGUUUGCAGCGAAAUGGGAAGGACCCAGACAAGGCAGUCGCAUACUUCUUUUGCACCUACAAGCAGCCGCUUAGUCAAGACCCACGCUCGAUUCUUUCAUCUCUUUGCAUGCAACUUGCACUGCAGAAUGAAGAAGCCUUCGAGAUUUUACAAGAAGCUCAUCACGAACUGUACGAUGGUUACGUGAACACGCAACCAGCGCCCGAAAGGCUUGCCGAGGUUUUGCAACGAAUUUCCUCCUGCUUCACUCGCGUAUACCUCAUUGUUGAUGGAAUCGACGAAUGCGGCGACCAUACCGAAGAAAUCACUGCGACCUUGGCGCAAAUCGCGGCAACCCAGAAGGAUGACGCUAUCAACAUGGCCCUAUUGAGUCGGAAUGAGGUGGUCAUACGGCAUAUCACGGACAAAGACUUCAAACAUAUCGAGAUCGAGGCUCGGACCGAGGACGUGCAGUUAUACGUGGCUUCCGAACUAAGUCAAAGGAUCAUCUCCAGGAAGUUGAGGCUCAAAGACCCAGCACUCAAGGACCUCAUCAUGACAAAGCUGAUAGAAGGUGCCAAAGGAAUGUUUCGCUGGGUAGCCUGCCAGCUGGACCAUAUGUGUGAACUCCCCACGGACAAAGCCCGUCAACAGGCCUUGACCAAACUACCGUCGACCUUGUUUGGAACUUACGACCGCAUCCUGAUGAGGGUCGAAGAAUACAGUGAUGAAGUGAAGCGAUUGGCGAGAAAAGCACUGCUCCUACUGGCCUCUUCUUCGUCCAUCCCUUUCAGAGUGCUAUGCGAGAGCAUCUCCCUCGACGAGGAGGCAGACGAUCUCGAAGACGACGACAUUGUGUCAGAAGAAGACGUUCUAAGAUGGUGCAGUAGCCUCGUGAGAACAAGAGAGGCCUUAGUUCGAGGAACAAAUAUGACGAUAGUCGAGUUUGCACACUUCACAGUUCUGGAGUAUUUUGAUGCUCUAAAUAUAAGAACCCUUGGUGCUCAGUAUUCUAAGCUGAGUCACUACGCCCUUCCUCCUGACAAGGGUCAUGUCUUUCGCGCAUACACCUUACUCCGCUUCCUCACCAUGGAUGGUCUCGACGGAAAGCUCCGCGCACGCAGCUUGGCCCAGACAAUACUCGACAUUGUUGCAGAGCGUAGAGCUCACGAAACCCAUAGGGAAGCCGCGUGCGCUUGGAUAAUAUGGAUACAAAAAGGAAUGGCUAUCGGAGGUCAAGUCUACCAGCUUGCACAGAAGCUGCUGCUCCGAAAAACCCCUCUUUUCUGCCUCUGGGCUGUCGAAUUCCUAGUCCAACUCAGAUCUGACCAGAUCAAGGAUCUUAGACAGCCCCUCAACGUCGCCGAACUUAUUCCACUGGCUAUCAAUACAGUGCUCAGACCUGACUUCACGCCCUUACAUAUGGCAGCGGCGUUCGGUAUACUGGAAAUAUGCCAAGAACUAUUGGAAAGUGGUGCAAGUCCAGAUGUAUGUAGUAAUUUUGGCAUCCCACUACACUAUGCUGUUGGCGGUUGGGCUAUAUUUCUUGAGCUGGGACAUACGACACCUCUUAAUGUUCUCCCAGCACUUCACCUCUCGCCGACUCAACGACUUGAGAUCAUCAAGCUCCUCAUUUCAUCAGGAGCGAAGCCCAAAGACGAAAUAGAAACCCCCUUCUUUACUACUACGCUUCUUUCCUUUGCAAUGGAGCGUCAAGAACCUUUCCUGGUCGUUAAAAUCGCUGCGCUGCUUGUUAGAGCUCAUGUGGACAUCAGAAUCUUUGAUGUACUGCAGUUUCAGAAAUUCUAUAAGACCACGUUUGUUAUUCAUGACCUGCAUUCCCCCUCCAACUUGCCAAAAGACCUUCAAAAGCUUGUGGAAGCCCUGGUUGAUGAAGGGGAACUCAAUGGGCCUCGUUACAUGCUUCAUCACCUGACGGUUGAUACUAUCAGCAAAAUUGGGAAAGUCACGAACGAGAAGCCUGAGCUGAGCCAUCCUGAAAGCGAGGCUACUGCCGAGGAAGUUCAGGCACAUAUUCUUUCUCUAAUCAACCUCAAUGAUAAGCGAGGGCUAGAGGUAUUUCUGGCGACGGAGCAUGCGAGGUUUAUAAAAUCACCUGGACUGGACCCCAAACGUCCCGACUACACCGCACUGCAUUUGGCAGUGAGUAUGAGGUCUUUGGAUCUCAUUGAGCCUUUGUUAGCAUUCGGAUUGGAUCCCCGGGCAACAACAUGUGACAAAUUAACCCCAAUUCACCUAUGUGACGAACGAAAUACCUGGAAGGCGCUCUUGGCUCUACUUCGGUAUGCUGGAUCGUCAAUUGAUACAGACAGAUGUGGCGAGACGAUCUGGCAUCGUGCGGCCGAGAAGGGGGCAAUAGAGAUCAUUGAAAUACUUCUGUCUCGAGCAGAAGCCGAGGUUGCUCUGAAAAUGGUAUCGGACGAAGGAGAAACACCGAUCGGCGCCGCUACGUCUGAAGUCUUUCACAUUCUUAUGGCAUAUUGCGAAACAAACGGUUACCUCGACAAAGAAGAGUUCCAUAAGUACUUGGCAAGCAGCGAAUUGCUCCUUAGGAUACUCGGAGACGCAGACAACAAUUACCUUCUUGAGAGCUUCCGGAAGCAUGAGUCAUUCUCUAAGACACCGGGUGGGUUACGAAUGCUAGCAACAUGCUUUCAGAAGGCCAUGGAGGAAGAAAUAUUAUAUCACUGCGACAAACUCUUCACAUUGGGCUGCCCUACAGAAUUCGAUCUCGAAAUGGGUCCAAAUGUGACUCCAUUCGGGUUAGCCAUAUGGAAGGCCCAAGAAGAUACGGUGAAAUGGUUUUGGACGAAAAAUACCCCGGUUUCUACUGUGUUCAAACACCCGACGGGCAACUAUAACUGUACGGCCGUGGAGCUCGCUCUAGAACGUCCGAAGUUCAACCAUAUGCUCCCCCAGUUGAUAGACAGGUAUCUCGAAGAAGGCGGAGACUUUUCGCAUAUGCACUUUAGCCUUCUACGCAUCCCCAUCAUUUGCUCAAAUCAUGAGGGCCUCCUUAUCUUGUUUCAAGCACUAUGUGGCAAGACGUUUGGCCCCGAGGAACGAAGGUUUGACUUACGCAAAAAGCCCGGCAGUCGCUUUGUUCGAUACGUCACACGUGGCAAUACGUUGGGUGCCAUUGUCAACCAACGUGACUUCCAAGGCCCGACACCAUUACAUUUCGCAGUCUUGAAGAAUAACCUAGAAGCAGCCAAGGCACUGCUUGACCAUGGUGCCGAGAUCGAUGCCUUGGACGAAAACCUCGAUACGCCUUUGAUAUGGGCAGUCUCUCACGGGUUACGCGAUAUGGCUCGACUUCUAAUCGAGCGCGGUGCCCGAUAUGACGAGCCAACUUUAUAUGAUGGGGAGCUCAUUUUAUUGGCAUGCCGCAAACACCAUUGGAAGCUGGUGACAUUUCUCCUGGAGAUUGGAGAGCAGACUACACAUACCACCGACAGUGGAAGGAACUUACUCAACCUUAUGACGUCGGCUAACUCGACAAGCGAGAACCCCGACAUCGAGCUGUUUCACCGAUUUCUCGAUGAUGGGGUUGACCUGUAUGAGACGGACGAUCACGGUGUCUCUGCCUUCCACAAUAUGUUCUUGGAAAGCUGUCCCAUCUACUUACGAGCCUUUCUGGACCGAUGUCCGAAGUUGGACCUUGAGAAGCUGGAAGGAUGGUCUAAUGGCUACCUCGAUACAGUGACCUUGGUAUCAACCACGAAAAACUUCCGCUAUGUCAAAAGGGUGCUCACGAAAAGCGAGAUACACCAGAUCUGCGACCUAGGAAGUCCAGGGAGUCAUAGUUUACUAUGCAGAGCAGUGUGCUGGAAUUUGCCUGAGGCAAUCCGCAACAUUAUCUCGUUUGGAGUCGACAACCUGGAACACCGCUGCGAGGAUCACGGCACACCUGUGGAAGCUGCAAUCAGCCACCGACACUUCGAAAUAGUCAAGUGUCUCGUACGGAAUGGUGCGUCGGUACCAUUUGAGCUCAGCAAGGCACAGAAUCAUGUUAUCAGUACGAGAAACCCAGACUUCAUGAUUAGACAAUGGCUGUUUAUUGGGCGACAUACGGAAAGAAAGAGGCUUCCGAACGACGCUGCCAAUGAUGAUAGUGAGCUGAAAGCCUGGUCAGGAAUAUGGGUUGCGCAAGUCGCUUUGCCAUUUCAUCUUAGGAAAAGAGAUACCCAGAGUACAUUGGAGUAUGCUAAGCAGAGACAGUACCUAACAGGGAAAGAAGAGAUGCAGCUGCCCAUCGUCAACUACUUAGUGGCUCAUAACUCCCCAAAGGAUAGUGCUUGA
Fusarium coffeatum is the source of this 5079-nucleotide messenger RNA. RefSeq lists its product as uncharacterized. The record is from RefSeq and is a predicted model, not a curated record. NCBI's taxonomy places the organism in Eukaryota, Fungi, Ascomycota, Sordariomycetes, Hypocreales, Nectriaceae. Gene Ontology annotation, molecular function: protein binding. The coding region runs from base 1 to 5079 and encodes 1692 amino acids. The transcript is spliced from 4 exons.